CUUAGUCAUUUUUUUAUCGUUAUCUUCCUCCUCCCAAAUUCCCUUUUUUGUAAAUUGGAUUUGAUUCUUCAGAAACAAAAUUCAGAGAAAUUUUCUUCAAUUAUUGUCUUUGUUAUCUGGUUUUCCUUUUCUUCUGAUUAUGAACGACCAACAACAACACUUUCAUUGGGAUAAUGUUUAUCAAGCACCAACAAAUAAACGAUCCUGUUUUACUAAGAGAAGAAAAUCAUAUUUGGCAAUUUCAAUGUAUUUCUAUAACAAAUUAGAUACAAUCAUCAACGAUGAUGAGAUUUUUCAGUGGCUCUGACACAACAACGAUAUUCGACUCUACCUAUGAUAUGAUCAUGGACCAGCCAAACAAAGAAGAUAAUGAGAGCUUGGAUGAUCCAGCUGAUGGAGGAGCUCUAGCCAUAUCUGAAGGUCCUAUGACUCGAGCCAGAAGCAAGCAACUCAAAGAAGUCAUUGGAGGAUUACUUAAGACAUCACUGAAGCAAGAAGAGAGUCUUGGAAGAAGCUUGAUCAACCAAGACACACUUGCCACAAUUCAAGCCAUCUCAGCUCCAAGAUAGACAUCAAAUGAGCAAGUAACAUAUGCUCUUGUCUCUCUCUGACGGCUGCAAGUCUUCUUGUAGAUCUGAGUGUUCUUGAGUAUUUGUUAAUGUGUCAUAUCUAACAAAACCACAAGAGUGAUUGUCUUCAUAUCCAAGGGAUUCACUUAGGAGUAUCAAUGAGACCUCUCACAUCUCUUUGUGUCACCAUUCAUUCCACAAACCUUGAAGCAGAUUGAGUCUUUGAUUCUCUGUUUGCAAGGAUCUAUCCCAUUCCAACCAGAGAAGCAUCCUAGGAGUGUAUUAUGUGGUAUCAGAGCAAAUCUCUGGAAGGAAGUUUCUAAACUCUCUAUUUCUAUUUUCAAUUUCAAAAUUUUCUUAUGAACCCUAGAUCUGAAAAAAAAAAAAAAAUUGAAAUUGUUCUAAUCUGUUUAGAUCUGUUCUGUUUGGGUUUGUGGUCGAAAUUCUCUGUCUAGAUUUGAAUCUGAUUCGAUUUGGGCUUGAAUAGGUUGAGUUUCUCUUGAUCUGUUUGAGUUUUUGGUCAAUCUGUUCUAGAUCUAAUCUCAGGUGGAGUAUCUGAUUAUUGUCUGAUUUAGGGCUUGUUAUUUUCAAUCUGAGUUCAAUAUUGAUAGAUCUGUUGUUCUGUGCUUUGAAUGUGAUAAAUCUGAGAAUUUUUAUUCUAGAUCUGUGCUGAAUCUGUUUCAUCUCUUGUUUGUUUUCCUUAUUUAAUUUUGAUUUCGAACUACUUACUGGCUUAGUCUUUCUCUUGUCUCAGGUACCAUGGCAGAAGAUCAAAAAGGAGAACUCACUAAGGAUGAAAAGCUUUUACUUAAGGCUAUGAGUGCUCAGAUGCAGGAGAAGAUGAAAGCCAGCCUUGAUAAAUUCCGGCAUGAGUUGAGACAGGAACUCCAACAAGCUACUGGUCAGAGUUUUGAGUCUAGAAGCAGUGAGAGGAGACAAAGACGUGGGCAUGAAGGCCGAAGCAAUCACAAAGAUAAAUUGGCUGAUCAAAAGCUAAAAAUCCCUCCUUUCUAUGGUGAUGCUGACCCUGCUGCAUACGUGGAGUGGGAAGAGAAGAUGGAGUUGAUUUCUAACUGUCAACACUAUGCUGAAAGAAAGAAGGUUCAAAUGGCUACUGCUGAGUUUUAUGGUUAUGCUUCAAGCUGGUGGAAUCAAUUGGUGUCAUCUAGGAGACACUAUGGAAAAGAACCAGUUACAACCUUGCUUAAAUUAAGGGCUUUGAUGCGUCAUAAGUAUGUUCCAAGACAGUACAACAAGGAAGUGCUUCGAAAACAGUCUGAAACAAAGCCAUGCUCUGCAAACUCAGUUCAGAAACAACAAGUCAGUAUAAGAUCAAUUCCAGCCAGUGUUAUUGGUUUACCUAGCAAAACAACAAGCUGGUUCAGUGAGGAGGACAUAAAGAAGCUGUCUCAAGUGGUGGUGGAUGUGGAAAAGCAACUCAAAAGGACCAACACAGCACGUCCAUCCAUUGAAACACAGCACCAAGAACCAGUUACUACUGUCCCAGAACUCAAAAAUGUAGAACUAGAGUCAGCUGCACCAAUUCAAGAAGUCCAAACCGAAACAUCUAUGGAGAAGGAAAAUUCUGAGACAGGACAAGAGUGUUCUCUUUUCUUACCUCAGUCUGAAUUUAAUUUUAAUAAUUCCUUUGAUGAACUAACUUGUCUUGAACCGGUGCAACCGAGUAGCAUUGUUUCAGUGUCACAGGUUGCAAAAGAAGAUUCAGCAGAAAGAGAACCAGAGCAAUCAACACAAGGAGAAAAGUUGGAACAGCCGAACAGCUUGCAGUCAAAUACAACUUCUGAAUCCUUGUCUUAUGACCUGCAAAAGCACUGUAAGGAGUUUAAUAUGGUUACUUCUGUGCCUGAAAUGUUUCUUAUGGUUAGUACUCAUGAUGUGAAACGUUUUGGUCUUGACAAAGUUAAAGAUUUUUGUGUUUCAAACUCUGUUUAUGACAGCAUGCUUAAAACUUUCAAAGAACUUGAACCAGAUAAACUUUUUGAUCAAAAAUAUUUUCAAUAUGGUAAUAAAAACUUUUCUGGUCAUGUUUUGAGUUUUGAACAAUUUAUGAAUCACCAUGAAAAGAUUUUCGAACCUGUUUUCAAGCCAACCGAGUUCUAUUUUAGAAAACCUUUUGCCUUGUUUGCUAGAACUGAAGAAAAUAGUUUUGUUGUGAACUUUCCUAGGCAUGAACUGAUCUCUGAUUAUUUUCUUGCACCCACAUAUGUUUUGAAAGAACCUAGGAAGUUGCAUGAACCGAAAUUGCAUCAUUCUGAUGUUAGGGUUGAAAUUGUGAAGUCUGCAAAUAUCUCUGAGUUUGAGCUUGACUGUUUGUGUGCUAAAAAUGAUUCUAAAUGUGUAGGGUUGUUCUUUGAGGAUAUUCUAGUGUAUAACACUUUCUUUGAAAAACCUGUUCCACAAUUGAAACUAGAGUUCACUGAUUCUGAAUAUAUGAACUUAAUCCUUGAUGAUAUUUGGGUCUGCAAUAUUUUCUUUGAUAUGCAUAAUAGAUGGAGGAAUCAUACUGUUUUGUGCUUUGGAGACAUUCUAGUCUACAACACUUUCUUUGACAUGAUAACACACUUGUCUUGUCCAAAACAAGCUGAAAAAGGUACAGGUAAAAAAAAGGGCUAUAAUGAUCAGAGAAUCAAUGAUGAGUCCUUGGCUAAGUUGGAGAUGCAACAAUCAAAUCUUGGAAAUUGUCCAGCCGCCAGCUUUGACAUAGGAGCAGUCCGAGGAUCAUAUCUCAGCAACCAGAAGGAAUUAAGCAACAAACUUGACUUCCAUGGAAACUUAACUCAUCAGGGGCUCACAGUGAAUUGGAAUCAUGUCCAAAGCUUCUCAGGAGAAAGAGUUAUGGGCUCUACAAGUCAGGUGAACCUGUGUUUGCUUUGUUUGAAUUUUUCUGAGUUUGUAACAUCUCAAUCCUAUCUAUGGCGACCAGGUGAGCAUGCUAAGGUAACUAAUCAUGUUUUCAAGAAUUCUUUUAUUGAUUACACAGAUAUGAUGCACUUGUUUUUGUCAAAAGAGCCAUGUGCAGAUUAUGAAGAAGCUUUGAAGCAUACAAGGAGAAAGAACAAGCGUGAGGAAGACAAGCGUUUCAAGCCACUUUAUGUGAACCUGGAGAGACAUCAGGACAUCACUUGCUUUAUCAUCAUCACAGAAGCACCUCCAGAUGCAGCCUACAAUCCAAAACCGAGCAGAAACAAAUUUGGGAUAAGACUCUUACUUUAUGACAACUUCGCAUGUGCUAACUUGUUUUGUUUCAGUGUGUGUGAAUCGGGUUUGGGGAAUGCAUCAGGAGUAUGAAGAGCCCAAUGUAUCAGUUCCUUCUACCAAACAAAUCCAGUCAGCAACAAUGCCUAUCAAAGAGGCUUGCAAGGUAAGUGUAAUCUGAUUAUCAACGUUAAUGUUACUGACUUGGCUACUUUUGUUGCAGAUGAGCUAGAUUUGAUGACAAAUCCUUUUCAAGAGGGAGGGGAUGAUAUGAUCAUGGACCAGCCAAACAAAGAAGAUAAUGAGAGCUUGGAUGAUCCAGCUGAUGGAGGAGCUCUAGCCAUAUCUGAAGGUCCUAUGACUCGAGCCAGAAGCAAGCAACUCAAAGAAGCCAUUGGAGGAUUACUUAAGACAUCACUGAAGCAAGAAGAGAGUCUUGGAAGAAGCUUGAUCAACCAAGACACACUUGCCACAAUUCAAGCCAUCUCAGCUCCAAGAUAGACAUCAAAUGAGCAAGUAACAUAUGUGUGCUCUUUUUCCCUAUCUUUGGUUUUGUCCCACUGGGUUUUCUAAAGAUAGGUUUUUAAUGAGGCCAUAUGUUGCUUUCCUAUCACUCAUUUGAUGAUCUCAGUUCAAGACUUUGUUUUAAUUAUUUAUCUUUGUUAACAUGAAGCAGAAUUAGGCUGCUAGACUUGAGAAUUAGGCUGCUAGACUUGAGAAUUAAGCUGCCAGACUUGAGAACCCUUAUAAGGUUUUAUAAGGUUUUUAUAAGGUUUUAUAAGGUUUAUUUUUAAGGCCCAUUUAGAGACCAAGGAGCCUGUUCCUUGACUUCUCUAUAAAUAUGUGUCUGAAAACCCUAAUAGAACUAUCCAAUCUUUUAUUUUCAGACUCUUGUCUCUCUCUGACGGCUGCAAGUCUUCUUGUAGAUCUGAGUGUUCUUGAGUCUUUGUUAGUGUGUCAUAUCUAACAAAACCACAAGAGUGAUUGUCUUGGUGUGUCAUAUCCAAGGGAUUCACUUAGGAGUAUCAAGGAGACCUCUCACAUCUCUUUGUGUCACCAUUCAUUCCACAAACCUUGAAGCAGAUUGAGUCUUUGAUUCUCUGUUUGCAAGGAUCUAUCCCAUUCCAACCAGAGAAGCAUCCUAGGAGUGUAUUAUUUGUCAUUAACACAGCCGUUUGAUCACUUUACUACCUUUUAUUUUGGACAGCCCAGAUUAUUUGUCAUUUAAGCUUAUUUCUUAUUUUCGUAGUCAUUUUUUUAUCGUUAUCUUCCUCCUCCCAAAUUCCCUUUUUUUGUAAAUUGGAUUUGAUUCUUCAGAAACAAAUUUCAGAGAAAUUUUCUUCAAUUAUUGUCUUUGUUAUCUGGUUUUCCUUUUCUUCUGAUUAUGAACGACCAACAACAACACUUUCAUUGGGAUAAUGUUUAUCAAGCACCAACAAAUAAACGAUCCUGUUUUACUAAGAGAAGAAAAUCAUAUUUGGCAAUUUCAAUGUAUUUCUAUAACAAAUUAGAUACAAUCAUCAACGAUGAUGAGAUUUUUCAGUGGCUCUGACACAACAACGAUAUUCGACUCUACCUACCUCCGGUGAGAGUGACGACUCCGGUGGUGAUGCUUCAUAGCGGCUGUAGCGAAGCUUCUUAUGGACGUGGCACGAGAGCAACUGGUUUUGUGGUGAAUAACAAACGCGAUCACUCGGGACUGUUCUUGUCUCCUUACUUUAGCAGCUAGGUUAGAACGAAGAUGAAGAUGUUUACGAUUGAUCUCCACCAAAUCCAAUUUCUUUUAUUUUCACUUUAAGUCAUUGAUGUUUAGUUAUGUUUUUAAUUUGACCAUAAAUUAUUGAAUAUAUAGAUUUGUCUUCUUUAAUUGACUCCAAACUUCUAAAUAUGCUUUUUUAACCCUUGUUGUAUGCAAUAAUAAUGAUUAGUGUGUGUUUUCAUGUUAGCUUGGACUAAUUAUUGGUUAUUAUUA
This is a messenger RNA of Brassica napus (rape), 5757 nucleotides long. RefSeq lists its product as uncharacterized. The coding region runs from base 1329 to 3878 and encodes 849 amino acids. NCBI's taxonomy places the organism in Eukaryota, Viridiplantae, Streptophyta, Magnoliopsida, Brassicales, Brassicaceae. The transcript has 4 exons. The record is from RefSeq and is a predicted model, not a curated record.